GUGAACGUGACGGACGUGAACGACAACCCGCCGUUCCUGGCGGUGCCGCGGGAGGUGGAGGUGGUGGAGAACGGCAGGGCCCAGGUGGUGGCCCGGGUGAGGCUUGGGGACCCUGACGACUGGCGCCAGGGCCACGGGCCGCCCUUCACCGUAGCCCUCGACCCCAGAGCGCCCCAGCACGUCCUCGACAACUUCAGGGUCACCCACGACAAGAGAGGGGACGAGGGGCGUGGCGUGGGCGUGGUGUGGACGCGGGCGGGGGUAGACAGGGAGGAGCGGCGCUCCCUGCUGGUGCCGCUGGUGGUGGCGGACGCCGGCUGGCCGCCCCUCACCGCCACCGCCACCCUCACCGUCCAUGUGGGCGACCUCAACGACAACCCCAUGACCCCCGCCGCCAAGACUGUCACUGUCCACACCCUCCAGCCACAGGGGAGGCCGGUGCCCCUGGGGAGAGUGUACGUCCAGGACCCCGACGACUGGGACGCCGCCGCCAAGACGUACUCCUGGAGACACCAUCUGUCUGGCUUCUUCCUUGACACCGACACCGGCGACCUCACUAUGGCCCCCGACACUCCUGACGGCCGGUACGAGCUAAGCUUCAAGGUCAACGACGUCAGCCAAGGUCAAUUUGGGGUCAGGGCCAACGUCACAGUCGAGGUGAAGUCCCUAAACCACCAUGACGUCACACACGCCACCCCGCUUACCUUGGCGGUGAACCCCUACCAGCUGGUCAUGGCCAGAGAGGGUGAGGCAUCAAUACUCAGCCAGCUGGAGACGACGGUAGAGGCGUGGGCGGGCAGGAGGAGCAUGGGCGUGCGGGCGGGCAGUGGCAGCAUGGGCACGCGGGCAGUGUCAGUGGAGGCCCUGGGCGGGCACCACACCAUGCCCGCCACAGAGUCGUCACGGGUGUGGCUGGUAGCUCCGGGUGUGCCCAAUCUCGACCACAUCCUCAUGUAUAGGAAAAAUGAGCUGAGCGCCAUUUUAGGAGUCAGUGUGCAAGAGGUCGGCGUUGGGACAUGCCAGGAGGUCGUUCGUACAGUCCCUUUGGAGAACACGUACGAGAACGAGAGCGAGGCCGACUAUGAGGACCUGCGUGUCGUAGCCACCCAGGAGGCCGACGGGUGCGUGGACGGGUGCUGGGUGCGCGCUGCCCUUACUGACGGCUUCAGCAUCAUAGACGCCAACAUCUCGGCGCUAGUGGGACCCAAGAUGGAGGUCCGCACCACCUGCGGUUGUGGACACACCACACCUGCUACCCACGACACCUGCACCCCCUACACCUGUCUGAAUGGUGGCAGGUGCAUUCCAGCAUCCUCAGGUACCAGAUGCAUCUGUCCUCACGGCACCUGGGGUUCUCGCUGUAAAGUGAUCGUUAGGCACUUCGAGGACGACGGUGGAGGGUCAGACUUGGGAAGUAGUGAAGAUGAGGUCGUUACAGUGGGCGGGUGGGCGUGGGUGCCGCCCAUCCCGCCUUGUGCCGAAGUCCACUUGAGUCUGGAGGUACUGACCAGAUCCAUGGCGGCCACGCUGCUGUACUCAGGACCGGACCAGGGGGCACCAACCCCAGGGACCGAAGAGAACACCGCUAGGGACCUGUUGCUGCUGGAGCUGCGUCAGGGCCGUCCGUCUCUCCUGCUGGACCUGGGAGGCGGCCCUGUUACCCUCGACCUCAACGCCUCCUACUCCCUGGCAGACAACACCUGGCACAGGAUCGACCUUAUAUGGAAAGACGAGUUGGUGGAAAUGAUUGUGGACUUGUGCACGGGCAACGGACCAGACGACGUACCACCGCCUCCACCCUCCACCCUCGCCCACAACCACUCCAAGACGAACACCCAUCCCGACGCCCACACUUGUAGAGGGGCGGCCAGACUGCCUCGUGCCGCCCGCGUCCUCAACACAAGUGGACCGCUACAAGUGGGUGGACUGUCACACCCUCUACCAGCAAACACUUUACAAGGGAGUUUCCCACCUUUCUAUGGCUGUCUCCGGAACCUCAGAGUCAACGGCCAG
Molecule: messenger RNA, 2013 nt
Organism: Procambarus clarkii (red swamp crayfish)
Lineage: Eukaryota; Metazoa; Arthropoda; Malacostraca; Decapoda; Cambaridae
Source: RefSeq, a predicted model, not a curated record